Anarrhichthys ocellatus (wolf-eel) is the source of this 3457-nucleotide messenger RNA. RefSeq names its product microfibrillar-associated protein 3-like. The record is from RefSeq and is a predicted model, not a curated record. NCBI's taxonomy places the organism in Eukaryota, Metazoa, Chordata, Actinopteri, Perciformes, Anarhichadidae. The coding region runs from base 205 to 1191 and encodes 328 amino acids. The transcript has 3 exons.
GUGAACGGACCGAGCGGAGCUUUGCUGAAACGAGCUACAGCUGGUUAGCAGACUAAAAUAACUCUAAACGGAAUAUAUUCGAACAGUGGAGUUACAAACAUUGUUGGUCUAGGAUUUGUUUCUCUCGCUGUCCGAGCACGUGAGAAUCAAGGGCUCCAGGUUUGUCCCGUCUAAAUGUGAGCUGAAGCGGCAACUCCUUUCGACAUGUUCUCGCCUCAGAAACACCACCUGUCCCACCUGCUUCUCACAGUCCUGCUGCUCGGUGGCCGGACAGCGGACGGAGCUCUGAACGGGUCGGAGGCGGUAUCCUCUGUGCUGCUGCCCAGCGUCCCCUCCAGCAGGAACAUCGUGGUGAAGGAGGGAUCCAGCACGUUGAUUGAGUGUAACGUGACCGCAGCAUACGACGACAUCAAGUGGUACAACUCUAAAGGAACGCUGCUGGCUGACACAGGUGGGAAGUGGAACAUGCAGGAGAAGGGCGUCCUGAACAUCACCGUGGUCUCCUUUGACGACCGCGGCCGCUACACCUGCGUCACCGACGGAACCGAAAGCUACGCCGUCACUCUCCGCGUCGCCCACAUCGACGGUGGCCUGGGCCUCUACUUCGUCAUCAUCUGCCUGGUGACGUUCACCGUCAUCAUGACCCUCAACGUGGCGCGCCUCUGCAUGGUCAGCAGCCACCUGAAGAAGACCGAGAGGGCCAUCAAUGAGUUCUUCCGCACGGAGGGCGCAGAGAAGCUGCAGAAGGCGUUGGAGGUCGCCAAGCGCAUUCCCAUCAUCACGUCGGCCAAGACGCUGGAGCUCGCCAAGGUCACGCAGUUCAAGACCAUGGAGUUCGCCCGUCACAUGGAGGAUCUGGCUCGGAGCGUCCCUCUGCCGCCGCUCAUCCUCAACUGCCGCACGUCCGAGGAGGAGGUCGUAGAGACGGGGAACGCGAGGCCCCACGCAGAGCAGUUCGGGACGUCGGUGUCCAGGAACAGACAAGCUAUAGGCCCUCCCUCCGCCGAGAGAAAGGGAGAUGAAGAAAGGGGGGAGGUGUGUCGGGCGCUGCUGCCAAGCGGAGGGAACAAUGAUGUCAAAGUUUCAAUCCACACAGUGUCUGAGAAGAUGGACGACGAGGAUUUGGAUGCUGGGAGGAGCCUCCAUGUGCCAGGUUCGCGGACAAGUGUGUCCUAUGAAAGCAACGUAUAGGCACCCUCUGAAGUGUCUAACUGCAAGUGCUUAGAAUACAGUACAUAAAAAUACAAAUUGUGGGAUUGGUUACCGUCUAGAUCUUUGUGAUUCAGGUUCUACAUAUUGGUUCACAUUCUUAUCAAAUCCUGAGUGGAAAUCUUGUCGUAGUAGGAGGAGAAAGCAAAAAAACAGCUAUCUUGUCGUGUAAAAGUUGGAUUCUGUCUGUUUUCCACUUGUUCCUCCUAGAGAUGGGCACCCUAGCUCCGGGUGAUCUCGGACAUUAUGACUUACAGUCUGAGUCAUGCUCCUUCUCCUUCCUGCAUUAGAGUGUUUCCAUGUGACUUUGAAGGAAGUGCAGUAGGUCCAAUUUAGCUUUCACGAAAAGGCUGUUUCGGAAUCCUCAAUUCUUAUCAAAUUGCUACAAAAUCGCAAUUUCCGACCGUCAACAGAGCUCAGAAUUCUACUUUCUCUUGCCUUAAAUCCAUUUGCUCUUUACCUUCCAUGUUUGUGUGGUGGGAUCCCCUCAAUGUUUCAUUCUGCGGGCACUGUAGCAGAUAUAAGAGCUGGUGUUCCUAGACACCAUUUGAUGCCUUUCACUUUGACAGUCAGUCAGCUUCCACUGAACAAAAUAUUGUAAUGAAAUAUCCUCAUUCCAUUGUGUCUUCAUGUCCCUGAUUCCUGUCAAUCAUCCGUCACUCACAGGAAGAAGUGGGAGACUUUGAAAUAAUGCCUCAAAAACAUGUCACUUCACAAACUAUGUGCAGGUCUCUUUUAGUUAUGUUAGUCAGGACGGCAGAUAAUUACAGGUUAGCUUUUUCUCCAGAGGGUCUUUUUCAGUGAAAGAGGUAAACAUUUAAAAAAAAAAAAUAUAUAUAUAUAUAUAUUAGCAAUCCAUGAUGUUUGAGGAUUUUUUCAAAGAUGUUGAAGCAAGCCUCCUGCUACUUUUACCUUUCAGGGGCAGCAGAGGAACUGCAAUAUAAAUGUGAUUAUUCACAGCUCCAAUGUGAUGGAAAAUGCCUGAAAUUGUGCUCUAAACAUGCAGGUGUAGUUUAUCAUAUGUUGAUGUGUGCAUGCCUGGAAAAGUCUGGGAUUUUUUUUUGUUAUGAAGGUGAUGCAGCGUUUUCUUUCUGUUUCUAAUGACAUUUGUGAGGGUGGAACGUAAAUAUUGACUCAUUUGGGGCAAGUUUGUAAUUUAUUCUUUAGUGUCGUGAUUUACAUUCGUACGUGGAUCGUCCAUGUACAGGGGAAGGUGUCUCAUAACAGGAGUGUCUCUAAAUGGGAUCACUAGGCUUAAAAGUAAGAUUUAACAUAUUCUGAUGAAAACGUAUAAAGAUCUCUUAAAUGUUUUGAGUUUGUCUUCCUGAGAUCUUGUUAAGCUCAUGAAGUAAAAGAUGAAAGAGUCACUCUCACAAUCACAGUACUUGUAUCUGUGGCUAUGAGGAGUUUUUUUUUUUACAACCUAAAAACCAAGUCAGAUGCCAAAUGUUGAGAAACAGCUUCUUUACUCAGUCUGAGAGAUAUGUGUAAGAAAAGUACAUCAUGCAAGAUGUGGUAACUGGACAACUUUAGUUGAACUUGUUUUGUAGUAAAUGAUACAAUGUCUUCUGUGUGAAAUAAUGUCAUAUCAAUAAUGUGUUUAAGGUCAUACGAAAGGACCGAAGGCAACAUCCUACAAUUGACAAGUAAAUAAAUACAAGCCAACACCUUGUCUGGUGGUGGUUUCUGCCGUUUCAGGAAAUGUUAGCAACCUGGCUAAUGAGCCACUGGGGGGCGCUGUUGGGUAAAACAUCACUUUUGCAUAUCGGCUGUAACACUCACUACUAAAACACUUGAUAUCAUUGUUGAAGAAGAAGGUGAGCUGAAGCGUCACUUCAAGUUCAGAUUUCUGGGACUUACUUUGUUGAAGUACUAUUUGGAAAUGUGUUGCUGUACUUUGCUGUGUACCAUUUCUCUGUAACUUUAGACAAAUGUCAUAAUAUGGGUGAAGCUAGAAUAUUUACUGUAAUAUUCUUGAUGUACGCAGUGUCACGACUUCUACCAGUGCAUAAUUACUCGCCUCAUCUUUGAAUAGUACUUCAAACACAGCACAGAUGAUCCAAAGUCCUUUACUCUGUUCUGAGAGAAAUAAACAAAAAAGAUGAAAAUAAAAUUGAAUUUUUCCUUCUCUUGUUUUUCUUUAAAGCUGUAGUUGGUAAUGUGGAAAAAAGGUACCCAACCGGAAAAAAGACAGCCCAGUGUUUCCAACAAGUAGCUCGCAGCAUUAGCUCUAAAAGUUGAUAACUCU